Molecule: messenger RNA, 2430 nt
Organism: Camellia sinensis
Lineage: Eukaryota; Viridiplantae; Streptophyta; Magnoliopsida; Ericales; Theaceae
Product: auxin transporter-like protein 2
Source: RefSeq, a predicted model, not a curated record
AUGCCUAUAAGAAGGCAGCUCUCAACCUAUCCAUGGAGUCCUCACUUCUCACUCACUGAUUAAAACAAAGUCUCUGUCGCAUAAACCACUCGAUUCUCCCUCUUUCAAAACCAAGACCCAAAAAGAAUCGAAUCAGAAGUGGAAUACAGUGAAUUGGAGUUCCCUCCUCCUUUAAACACAGAGCAAAAAAAGAGGAAUUUCAAAGCCAUAGAAAGCGAAAGCUUAUCUAUCUAUUUGUUUAUAUAUAUAUAUAUAUAUAUGCGUGUGUAGUCGAAUCGGAUCAAAAAGCGGUGCUUUCUUGCUACUCUGAGUCCUUGAGAAAUAUAAUAACCAUUUCGAAAAAACAAGCUCUGAAAAUUUCCCUGCUUUUGAGGCCUCUCUCGCCGCCUCUGAGGGUUCAUCACUUACUUUUGUCUGCAGAGAAAUCUGGGUUUGUGUUUAAUCCGCAUUUAAAGUGGGAAAUCUUGUAGCUGUGAUUCAUUCAGAUUUUCUAGUUGAAGAAAUUAAUUCUCUCUCUCUCUCUCUCUCUCUCUCUUUCUAGUUCUGCCAAAUCUGUAAAAUUCCUAUCAGUGCUUUUGCUAUAUCUCAUUCAAUACCCAUCUUGUUUUUGCUUUCUUUGCUUCCAAAAACAAAAUAAAAAGUGAUCUGGGUUACGGAAAGAGACGUCUCAAAGAAAGAUCUGCCAGAAAUUUUAGAGCAAAUCGAAGACAAUGUUGCCUCAGAAGCAAGCAGAGGAAGCCAUAGUCUCCAACCCCAACAACGAGACAGAACAUGAUGGUGCCAAGGAAGAAGACAACAGGCAUGAAGAAGACCAGUCCAUUUUCCGUGUCAAGAACCUCCUCUGGCACGGCGGUUCUGCUUGGGACGCUUGGUUUAGCUGUGCUUCCAAUCAAGUAGCUCAAGUUCUGUUGACAUUGCCCUACUCGUUCUCUCAGCUGGGUAUGCUCUCUGGAAUUCUGUUUCAGGUUUUCUAUGGUCUUGUUGGUAGCUGGACAGCUUACCUCAUCAGUGUUCUGUACAUUGAGUACAGAACUAGAAAGGAGAAAGAAAAUGUUAAUUUCAAGAACCAUGUCAUUCAGUGGUUUGAAGUGCUAGAUGGGUUGUUGGGUCCUUACUGGAAAGCAGUGGGUCUUGCCUUCAACUGUACUUUUCUUUUAUUUGGAUCUGUAAUACAGCUUAUUGCAUGUGCAAGUAACAUAUACUAUAUCAAUGACAAAUUGGACAAGAGGACAUGGACAUACAUAUUUGGAGCUUGCUGUGCAACCACUGUGUUCAUACCAUCUUUCCACAACUACAGGAUUUGGUCUUUUCUAGGCCUUGGCAUGACCACAUACACUGCUUGGUACAUGACCAUUGCAGCUCUUGUUCAUGGCCAGAAGGAUGGUGCGACGCACUCGGCUCCGACAAAGCUGGUACUGUAUUUCACCGGAGCCACUAAUAUACUAUACACCUUCGGUGGACAUGCUGUCACAGUAGAAAUUAUGCAUGCAAUGUGGAAGCCCCAAAAAUUCAAGUAUAUAUACUUGAUCGCCACACUAUACGUUUUCACACUAACACUACCGUCUGCUUCGGCCGUCUAUUGGGCAUUCGGCGACGAACUUUUGAACCACUCCAAUGCCUUCUCCCUCCUCCCUAAGACUCGAUGGCGUGAUGGUGCCGUUAUACUAAUGCUCAUUCACCAGUUUAUAACAUUUGGGUUUGCUUGUACACCAUUAUACUUUGUUUGGGAGAAGGUGAUUGGAAUGCAUGACACAAAAAGCAUAUGCAUGAGGGCACUAGCAAGGUUGCCAGUGGUGAUACCAAUAUGGUUCUUGGCCAUUAUCUUCCCAUUCUUCGGGCCUAUUAACUCCGCUGUUGGGGCUCUCUUGGUUAGCUUCACCGUCUACAUCAUCCCUUCUCUUGCUCAUAUGCUCACUUACAGAAAGGCCUCCGCCCGCCAGAAUGCGGCAGAGAAGCCUCCUCCGUUCUUGCCAAGCUGGACCGCCAUGUAUGUGGUGAACAUCUUUGUGGUUGUCUGGGUCUUGGUGGUGGGUUUCGGGUUUGGUGGAUGGGCUAGCAUGACCAACUUUGUUAGACAAGUUGACACAUUUGGGCUCUUUGCCAAGUGCUACCAAUGCAAGCCUCCCGCACCCACACUCACACCCACACCCCCAAAACACUGAAUCAACUCGCCUCCGCUCCAUCGAGUUCAACUACCAAACUUUUCUCACCAUAUUUUUGUAUCAUACAUGGGGAGGUAGCAAUACUUCCGCUACAUGUGAUGUGUGUUGGAUUUCUUUUUUUUUUUUUUUUACUUCCAUUUUUUUCUGUUAAAUUACUAGAUAAAAUAGUGUGUUGAAUUGUGAUGAUUCCUUUGCUAUCGAAGCAUAGGCUAAUUAAAUCUAUAUAUGUUUUAGCUAUAUAUAAAAAUAUUUUUCUCUUUCUCCUUUA